AGACGGAAAGACCUAAGAAUCCGUAAGAAUCGUCAUGGAAAAAGUUGGAAAUGUUUACACGGAUUCGCAGGAUGAACAAAAUAUAUUUCCAAGAAUUACUGCAAAAUGGCUUCGAAAUCAUUGUAGAAAGCACGGCUUAUACCAAACUCCUCACUUAAACGAAGUUUUAUAUCUUCAACAUCAAGGAUUCCAAAAUAUAGAAUUGUUGGAGGAAUAUACUGGCAUAAGGUCUCUUUGGCUAGACCAUAAUCGCCUUGCGAAUGUUUCUGGACUGAAUACCAUGACAAAUUUAAAAUGUCUCUUUAUCCGAAAUAAUUAUUUAACCACUUUAAGCGGUAUUGAAUGUUUAAGUCAAUUGGUUAUUUUGGAUGUUUCAAAUAACGAGUUGAAGGAAAUCAAUGAGAUAGAAUUACUCAAAAAUUUGACAACUCUAUACAUCGGAAACAACAAAUUAUCAGAAACAUCAUCCAUUGAACCACUGCCACGGUGUAAAAGCCUGAGCACCCUUGAUUUAUCAAAAAAUAGGUUGAGUGACUACAAAACUAUAUUGAAUCUUCUUAGUAGCAUCAGUCAGUUAUCCGUUUUAUACUUGCUUGGAAACCCUGUUGUCAGGAGCAUCGAUUCCUAUAGACUUCAAAUAACCGUUUGUUGCAAGAAUCUCACAUUUUUAGAUGAAAAACCAAUUCAAGCCAACGAUCGCUUUUGCGCUAAAGCGUGGUUGAAAAGCGGAAUAAAAGGCAUUAGGCAAGAAAAGGCACGACAAAAAGAUGUUGAAGAUUUAGAGAUGAUAAUAUAUGUUUUACGUAAAUUCACCCCACAAGACAACACUGGAAUGGAAAACACUGAAAAUUCAGCCAAUUUAGUAGAUAUUCCGCAAGUCAAAAUAUUAUUUAAUGAAUAAUUUGAUGAAUUAAGACAAAAACUUCAAAUGAAUAAAUUCCCAAGAACAGCCACACCUUGAAGCUUCUUUAACCGAAUUAAAAAUAAAAUCUGUUUUAAUGCAUAUUGA
Messenger RNA from Daphnia pulicaria, 1009 nucleotides. Its product is annotated as dynein axonemal assembly factor 1-like. The coding region runs from base 35 to 901 and encodes 288 amino acids. The transcript is spliced from 7 exons. NCBI's taxonomy places the organism in Eukaryota, Metazoa, Arthropoda, Branchiopoda, Diplostraca, Daphniidae. Gene Ontology annotation, molecular function: protein binding. The record is from RefSeq and is a predicted model, not a curated record.